GAAAUUCUAUCAACGCAAUAUUCAUAAUAUCUUAUAGUGGGAACAAAUGACUACAAAAGGAUGAUAAAUCAAUAUUUUCUGCAGCUCCUCCUUAAGGUUAGCUUUUCUGUAUUUACAUCAUGGUAUGCACUCACGACAGAGCCUGUCGAACGAGGCUCCAUCUUCCUUGGAGGAGGUCACCCGCGUGGCGGAAGUGCUGAACAAUCCUGACAGGAACGACGACCUUUGUCGUGCAGAUGAGACAAGGCACAUUCGUCCUGUGCUCGAAUCUACUUCACGGCGGGAAAAGACAACUCUCCGAACAGCAUGGGGGGCUCGACAAGUAUACAGGUGCCAGGUGGGGGAAGUGAAGGCUAUCACGUCCUUAAAGUUCAACAGAAUUCUCCAGGUGAUUGUGCAGGACUGGAGCCGUUUUUUGAUUUCAUCAUCGCAAUUUGUGACACUAGACUAAGCAAAGACAACGACACCCUGAAAGAUGUGCUGGAGAGGAACGUGGACAAACCCACCAAACUGGUGUUGUACAGUAGCAGGACACUAAACGUGAGGGAGACAGAGGUCAUCCCCAGCAGCUUGUGGGGCGGCAAGGGGCUGCUGGGAAUCAGCAUCCGCUUCUCCAACUUUGAAGGCGCUAGAGAAAAUGUUUGGCAUGUCUUGGAGGUAGAACCGAAUUCUCCUGCAGCCCAGGCUGGCCUCAGACCCUACACUGACUACAUCGUAGGAGCUGAAACCUUCCUGGACAAGAACGACAAUCUCUUCAAACUCAUCCAAGGGUACGAAGGGAGGCUGCUCAAGCUCUACGUCUACAACACGGACUCAGUCGAUUGCCGCGAGGUGUACGUCAGGCCAAAUUGUCACUGGGGGGGAGCGGGCAGUCUAGGCUGUGGGAUCGGCUACGGUUACCUGCACAGGGUACCCACCACGCCUUGCAGCAAGACCAAAUUUCUUCCUCCACCAGAUGACAAUUCCUCGGAGGUUGGUCUCACUGCUGUCAUUCCAACCGUUCCGGUGAAUCUUCCGACUGGCUCCGAGCAGACAGACUCGUCUUUGGACCUCGUCAGUGUUCAAACAGAUAUUCUCCCUUCACCACAGUCGGUCACAGUCUCCGCAUUCACUCCAUCUUCUUCAUCGGCCCCUUGUCCUGCGACCUCAUGCGCAGAUGCUUCCGUCACACAGAACGAAGCAUCUCCCCCCGCUGUCGUCCAAAUAAGUUCACCGAGCCAAACUCCAUUAUCACUAAUCGGUUCCGACUCGAUACAUAGCUCAGUGCCUGGAGACUCAUCAUUACACCAACAAACUGUGUGAGGAUCAGAUUGUCAUAACCGUUUGCGCUCGCGGGGAUUUUAGGUGAGUUGUGGAUUUUCCAAAAAACUGGUUAAAGUGGAACAAAACUGUACUCAUUUUGGAAUUUGUGUAAAGAUUUGUACAAUAAAUUGUCUAUAUUAAACAUUUAUAUACAAAUUGCUUGUGUGCGUCCUUGACUGUCAGAGCUGCAGUACUCUCAACGCCACAAGAUGUCACUAUACUGAAAUCAAAGUAAGCAUGAGGGAAGGUAUGGGUGGAACAGAAAAAAAAAAAAAAGAUACUCCAUGUAGACGACAUAGUUCACUUUGGGGGGGCGCAGGGGAGGGACAAUUUGUCUCAUUUAUUAUUCACUCUUAGUGGAACUAUACAAUUUGUACCCGAAGUGAAAUAUACUGCCCUUAAAAAAAAUAAGAGCAACAAAAGCAGCAAAAUGAAUCCACCCAAAAAGGCCAUUCCGAGUGGACAUUUUCACGCUUCGUACAUAUUGCUGCUGCAUUUCGAAAUCCAAAGACAAACUGUACAGAAUAUACGUUUGCCAAAGUUAUCUGUAUUAAUGUUCCUGCAUAGGAUUUUAUGCCACAAUUCUACAUUUGGUUACUUUGUGCAUGAAAACGGAAGUACUGAAAAGCUUCCCUGGCCUAUGUGACAGGAGAUGCCCCCCUUUUUGUACGCUACAGGUUACUUUCUCAAGGCUAACAAACUCAAAUUCAAGCCUAACGUACGGGAACGGAAUAUGAAACCAAAUCAACAGCAAUUCUACUUGGUGGCUGUCCUUCGUCAAGUCAUUUUGAGCAGCUCAUACAUUUAUCCAGCCACCGCCGUGACAUUUAACCCUCACAGCAGGGGUGGGGCCUCGACUUCCUCGGGCGCUAUCCACUUGCAACAUUUCAACAGUGUCCACUCACAUUUUCUUCAAGGUACGGAGUCCGUUUCAGUGCUUUUGUCAUCUCCUCAAAGUGGCUGACUAGCCCAUGUCCUUUACU
Molecule: messenger RNA, 2285 nt
Organism: Hippocampus zosterae (dwarf seahorse)
Lineage: Eukaryota; Metazoa; Chordata; Actinopteri; Syngnathiformes; Syngnathidae
Product: Golgi reassembly-stacking protein 2-like
Exons: 8
Coding region: 307-1302 (331 amino acids)
Biological process (GO): Golgi organization
Cellular component (GO): Golgi apparatus
Molecular function (GO): protein binding
Source: RefSeq, a predicted model, not a curated record